Molecule: messenger RNA, 1515 nt
Organism: Eubalaena glacialis (North Atlantic right whale)
Lineage: Eukaryota; Metazoa; Chordata; Mammalia; Artiodactyla; Balaenidae
Gene: TSG101
Product: tumor susceptibility 101
Exons: 10
Coding region: 97-1272 (391 amino acids)
Biological process (GO): protein modification process; protein transport; endosome to lysosome transport
Cellular component (GO): ESCRT I complex
Molecular function (GO): ubiquitin binding
Source: RefSeq, a predicted model, not a curated record
CCGGCUCUGUGGUGUGCGACUGUGUGGGGCGGCCUGGGGCAGCCCCGGAGCGGCCGACCCUCUGCCUGUGGGGACGGGAGUCGCAAGGCGGCCGCCAUGGCGGGGUCGGAGAGCCAGCUCAAGAAAAUGGUGUCCAAGUACAAAUACAGAGACCUAACUGUACGUGAAACUGUCAGUGUUAUUACUUUAUACAAAGAUCUCAAACCUGUAUUGGAUUCAUAUGUUUUUAAUGAUGGCAGUUCCAGGGAACUAAUGAACCUCACUGGAACGAUUCCUGUGCCUUAUAGAGGUACUACAUAUAAUAUUCCAAUAUGCCUGUGGCUGCUGGACACAUACCCAUAUAAUCCCCCUAUCUGUUUUGUUAAGCCUACUAGUUCAAUGACUAUUAAAACAGGAAAGCAUGUGGAUGCUAACGGGAAGAUAUAUCUUCCUUAUCUACAUGAAUGGAAACACCCACAGUCAGACUUGUUGGGGCUUAUUCAAGUUAUGAUUGUGGUGUUUGGAGAAGAACCUCCAGUCUUUUCUCGUCCUACUAUUUCAGCAUCCUAUCCACCAUACCAGGCAACAGGGCCACCAAAUACUUCCUACAUGCCAGGCAUGCCAAGUGGAAUUUCUGCAUACCCAUCCGGAUACCCUCCCAAUCCCAGUGGUUACCCAGGCUGUCCUUACCCACCUGGCAGUCAGUAUCCUGCCACAACAAGUUCCCAGUACUCUUCCCAGCCUCCUGUGACCACUGUUGGUCCCAGUAGGGAUGGCACAAUCAGCGAGGACACUAUCCGAGCCUCUCUCAUCUCAGCCGUCAGUGACAAACUGAGAUGGCGGAUGAAGGAGGAAAUGGAUCGUGCCCAGGCAGAGCUCAAUGCCUUGAAACGAACAGAGGAAGACCUGAAAAAAGGUCACCAGAAACUGGAAGAGAUGGUUACCCGUUUAGAUCAAGAAGUAGCUGAGGUUGAUAAAAACAUAGAACUUUUGAGAAAGAAGGAUGAAGAACUCAGUUCUGCUCUGGAGAAAAUGGAAAAUCAAUCUGAAAACAAUGAUAUUGAUGAAGUUAUCAUUCCCACAGCCCCACUAUACAAACAGAUCCUAAAUCUGUAUGCAGAGGAAAAUGCUAUUGAAGACACUAUCUUUUACCUGGGAGAAGCCUUGAGGCGGGGAGUAAUAGACCUGGACGUCUUCCUGAAGCAUGUACGUCUUCUGUCCCGUAAACAGUUCCAGCUGAGGGCACUAAUGCAGAAAGCAAGAAAGACUGCCGGUCUCAGUGACCUCUACUGACUCCUCUGAUACCAGCUGGAGAUUGAGCUCUUCUAAAGCAUUCUUUUCUUCUCUUCCUUUCUCUUAUAUCAGUAGGUGCCCAGAAUAAGUUAUUGCAGUUUAUCAUUCAAGUGUAAAAUAUUUUGAAUCAAUAAUAUAUUUUCUGUUUUCUUUUGGUAAAGACUGGCUUUUAUUAAUGCACUUUCUAUCCUCUGUAAACUCUUUUUGUGCUGAAUGUUGGGACUGACUAUGCUAAAUAAAAUU